UUCGCAGCGUUUGAGUCGCCGGGUCCGGUUCCGAAAAAUCUCCGUGCGAUAAGGAUAAAUCUCUAAUAUAAAAUAAUAUAGAAAGUGAAAGACUCUGCGAAGAUGUCCUCGAAAGUGAUAACCUCGUUAAUGGCCGAGAGUAUUCUGCUCUCUAAAGUGGGCCAAGUGAUAUCGGGCUACUCCCCGAUAACGGUAUUUCUCAUCGGAUCCAUUGUAAUAUUCCUGGUGGUCUAUAACAAGCGCCGAUCCCGUCUGGUCAAGUAUAUCGAAAAGAUCCCGGGACCAGCGGCCAUGCCCUUUCUGGGCAAUGCCAUCGAAAUGAACGUGGAUCACGAUGAGCUCUUUAAUCGCGUCAUCGGCAUGCAGAAAUUGUGGGGCACGCGUAUUGGAAUCAAUCGUGUUUGGCAGGGAACAGCGCCACGAGUGCUCCUCUUCGAGCCCGAAACUGUCGAGCCCAUACUGAACAGCCAGAAGUUUGUGAACAAGAGUAGCGAUUACGACUACUUGCAUCCUUGGCUGGGAGAAGGUUUGCUCACCAGCACCGAUCGCAAGUGGCACUCACGCAGGAAGAUCCUCACGCCCGCCUUCCACUUUAAAAUCUUGGACGACUUCAUUGAUGUUUUCAACGAGCAGAGCGCUGUGCUGGCCAGAAAAUUGGCGGUGGAAGUGGGCAGCGAGGCGUUUAACCUGUUCCCCUACGUCACGCUCUGCACUUUGGACAUUGUUUGUGAAACCGCCAUGGGUCGCAGAAUUUAUGCCCAGAGCAAUAGUGAAUCGGAGUAUGUGAAGGCGGUCUACGGCAUUGGUUCGAUUGUUCAGAGUCGUCAGUCGAAGAUUUGGCUGCAGAGCGACUUGAUUUUCAGUCUGACUGCAGACUACAAGCUCCACCAGAGCUACAUAAACACUCUGCACGGAUUUUCCAACAUGGUGAUCCGCGAACGCAAAGCAGAGUUGAAAAUUCUCGAAGAGAACAAUAAUAACAACAAUAAUAAUGAGCCCGAUGGCUAUGAUGAUCUGGGCAAGAAGAAGCGUCUGGCCUUCCUGGAUCUGCUGAUCGAUGCUUCUAAGGAGGGAACAGUGCUUUCCAAUGAGGACAUUCGCGAGGAGGUGGACACUUUUAUGUUCGAGGGUCAUGAUACCACUUCGGCUGCUAUUUCCUGGACUCUAUUCCUGCUGGGCUGCCAUCCGGAAUAUCAGGAGCAGGUGGUGGAGGAACUGGACGCGAUCUUUGGUGACGACAAGGAGACACCGGCCACCAUGAAGAAUCUGUUGGAUAUGCGAUACCUGGAGUGCUGCAUCAAGGACUCGCUGCGCCUGUUUCCCAGUGUGCCCAUGAUGGCCAGGAUGGUGGGCGAGGAUGUAAAUAUUGGUGGAAAAGUGGUUCCCGCUGGAACCCAAGCUAUCAUCAUGACUUACGCUCUUCACCGCAAUCCUCGGGUUUUCCCCAAGCCGGAACAGUUCAAUCCGGACAACUUCCUGCCGGAAAACUGCGCCGGUCGCCAUCCCUUCGCCUACAUUCCUUUCAGCGCAGGACCUCGCAAUUGCAUUGGUCAGAAGUUUGCCAUUCUGGAGGAGAAGGCCGUGAUUUCCACAGUUUUGAGGAAAUACAAGAUCGAGGCCGUCGAUCGGCGCGAGGAUCUCACUUUGCUGGGCGAACUCAUCCUGCGACCCAAGGAUGGCCUAAGGGUUAAGAUUACACCAAGGGACUAAAAAGUCUUCCCCCAUUCGCUUCGAUCCAAAGUACAUUGUAAAUAAUUAGAGUUAACCGGAUAUCAUAGGUCUAGAGAAUAGUUUAUGUUAAACUUUGUAACCGACGCAAUACUUCUUAGCCUAAGAAUAAACCUCAUUGA
Messenger RNA from Drosophila takahashii, 1850 nucleotides. It is a transcript of the gene Cyp4c3, whose product is annotated as Cytochrome P450 4c3. Lineage: Eukaryota; Metazoa; Arthropoda; Insecta; Diptera; Drosophilidae. Gene Ontology annotation, molecular function: iron ion binding; monooxygenase activity; heme binding. The record is from RefSeq and is a predicted model, not a curated record.